Messenger RNA from Mus musculus (house mouse), 5319 nucleotides. RefSeq names its product serine incorporator 5 (gene Serinc5). Gene Ontology annotation, biological process: plasma membrane phospholipid scrambling; antiviral innate immune response. Bases 124 to 1509 code for a protein of 461 amino acids. The record is from RefSeq and is marked provisional. Lineage: Eukaryota; Metazoa; Chordata; Mammalia; Rodentia; Muridae. The transcript is spliced from 12 exons. Gene Ontology annotation, molecular function: phospholipid scramblase activity. Gene Ontology annotation, cellular component: plasma membrane; membrane; cytosol.
CUGGGCUCGGGGAUAGGAAGCAAGACGAGCUUCUUCAGUCGCGCGCUCGCGGACCAAGCCGAGAGGGCCCGAGUGACGGGCCCAGCGGGCAGCGUCCCCGAGGCGAGGUCGUCGGCCGCGGUGAUGUCUGCCCGGUGCUGUGCUGGCCAGUUGGCCUGCUGUUGCGGAUCUGCUGGCUGCUCCCUCUGCUGUGGCUGCUGCCCUAAGUUCCGACAGUCUCGGACCACCCGCUUCAUGUAUUUAUUCUACUUCAUCCUGGUCAUCGCCCUCUGCUGUGUGAUGAUGACACCCUCUGUGAUGAAGCAGGUGAAGGACCACAUUCCCUUUUUUGAAGAGUUCUGUAAAAAGACUCAAGCCGGUGGUGACGCCUGUGAGAACCUGGUAGGGUAUUCUGCGGUGUACAGAGUCUGCUUUGGAAUGGCUUGUUUCUUUGCUCUGUUUUGCCUGCUGACCUUAAAAGUCAACAACAGCAAAAGUUGCCGGGCCUACAUUCACAACGGCUUUUGGUUCUUUAAAUUGCUGCUGUUAGGGGCCAUGUGCUCAGGAGCGUUCUUCAUUCCGGAUCAGGAGACCUUUCUGAAAGUCUGGCGCUAUGUGGGAGCUGGGGGCAGCUUCCUCUUCAUUUGUAUCCAGCUCCUCCUGAUUGUGCAGUUUGCACAUAAGUGGAACAAGAACUGGACUGCAGGCACCGUCCGUAAUAAGCUGUGGUACGCCUCCCUGUCCCUGGUGACACUCAUCAUGUAUUCCGUUGCUGUUGGAGGCUUGGCUUUGAUGGCAGUGUUUUACACACAGUGGGACGACUGCAUGGACAACAAGAUUCUCCUGGGAGUGCACGGUGGCCUAUGCGUGCUAAUCUCUCUGGUAGCCAUCUCACCCUGCGUCCAGAAUCGACAGCCACACUCUGGGCUGCUGCAGUCAGGGCUCAUAAGCUGUUAUGUCACCUACCUCACCUUCUCAGCACUGACCAGCAAGCCUGAAAAAAAAGUCCUGGAUGAACAUGGGAAGAAUGUUACCAUAUGUGCGCCUGACUUUGGUCAAGACCUGCAUAGAGAUGAAAACAUGGUGACUUGGCUGGGCACCCUUCUUCUAAUUGUGUGCAUCUCAUAUUCAUGUUUGACAUCGACAACAAGGUCGAGCUCGGAUGCUCUGCAGAGUCGAUACGGAGCGCCAGAGCUGGAAGUGGCCCGGUGCUGUUUCUGCUUUGGUCCAGAUGGAGAAGACACUGAAGAGCAGCAGAACGUCAAGAAGGGACCCAGGGUGAUUUAUGAUGAGAAGAAAGGCACCGUGUACAGCUACUCCUAUUUCCACUUCGUCUUCUUCCUGGCUUCCCUCUACGUGAUGAUGACUCUGACCAGCUGGUUCCACUAUGAAAAUGCCACCAUUAAGACCUUCUUCUCAGGCUGGUCCGUCUUCUGGGUCAAGAUGGCCUCCUGCUGGAUGUGUGUGCUGCUGUACCUGCAGACCUUGGUGGCCCCUCUCUGCUGUCCCUCCAGGCAGUUCUCUGUGUGAGGAUGUCCAGGUGCCCUGUGGCUCAGCAGGCCUGUGCCCACUGUGGAGGGCUGCCCUUUGAACGUGUGCACCAGGGGUUUAAGCAGCAACUGGUGCCCUGUGAAAAGCUGACAUCCCCUGGCUAGCUUAAGUAGGUCUGACAAAGCUUUCAGGAAACAAACAAAAUCUCCUGAUUAGCUUCUAGUUGUAAAAUCCAAAAGGAAACUACCAGUUAGAUCGACAGGAAUUGAAAUCUUUAGCCAAGCUGGUAGGUGCAAUUAUCUCUUUAUGCCUUACCCAAGAAUUAGCUGAAGUUUUGUUGCUGUUCUUCCUGGACGUGUUUUAACCAGGCCAGAGCUUGGGGCACAGCGUCUGUCACAGGGAUGAAAAUGUCCUUGUAUGGCCUGUCACUCUCAUCCUUGGCAUAAAGAAGCAACAACAAAAACACUUGAGUCCUCAGCCUAAGGUGGGGCUUGGCCCCUGUCACUCACCUUUGCCUGCCUCCCAGAGCCCUCACAGUUCCCUGUUUAUGCAGAGUACAGAGGGAGCCCCUCCUUUGACUCCACCCUCAACUACUUCUGCACAUCCCUGCCCCAGCAUUUUCUGUUGAGGUCAUGAUGCUGGGAGUCAUGGCCUUCUUGUCCUCUCUGCCCUUGGCAGAGGUCCUUCAUUCUUGUCUAAGGUAGUGUUUGUAAUAAUGUGAAAAGCACAAUUUCUUCUCACCUUCAUGGGAUGCUCCACCAUGUUUUCCCUACCCAGUACAAGACACUGCAGUAAUCCUGCUCUUAUUUAUGGCAGUGUUCAUGUGACUGUAAAACAAGAUGCAUGUUGUUGUCUUUGCCCAAGUAGUGGAGGGUUGCAGUUCUUACUUGUGAGUGUCAUUAACAGUAAUGCUUUAAGGGUCUUAACAAAAACGUUGCUUCUUUACUGCAGCUUGCCACACCCCUCUCAGUGUUAAGGUCAGCCCCCCUGACUCACCCCCACCAUGAGGCCUUCCUCACUUACAGUGUGCCCCCAAUGCUAACAGCAUGGUUUCCUUGAAGUAGAGGAGGGCUGGGGUAAGGUUCCCAAGCAGCUUCCAACAGAGCUGGCCACACAGAUCGGCCAGACAAGCUGUGCAAGUGUGGAAUUAGGCUGAGAUGCAAAAGUCGGUGGUUGGAGGCAUCUCACAAGACUACGAUUACAUCCAUACAAAUUCCUAGAUAUGCUUUUGGAAAGCAGUGCUCACAAGUGUGCAUUUUAGUGCCAAUGUUCAUAGUGAGGGAGAGGAUUUCCCCAGUGCCUAUCUGAACAAAUCAGACAGAAUUGGGACCCACAUAAGCCUGAUUCCCACAAGCCAAAAUGUCAGAAUCUUCAUUUCUACUCACUACUGUACCCUCCUGCUAAAAGGACCCACGGAAAGAAAUAGUGGUGAAUUCAGUGGAGAGCUUGUCUGGUUUAUAGUAUUUGAGAUCCUGUCUUAAAAGGUACACACAUAAGGACACCUUGUCUGUAAACUCUCAGCAGUUCAAAGAGAGGAGAAUCACACAAAGCAUAGCUGUAUACUAGCUCUAAACAAGUCUAGUUAAUCCAGUAGGAAUGGGAGCCUCAUCAUCUGGGGCCUGUGUAAGGCAGCAGCUUCGUUGCAGCAGCCCCUGCUGUGCUGAAGAAAGGAGGUGCUGAGAGAGAGGCAGAGAGGAACUCUGCUGGGGGGAGCAGGAUUGUUUUGCCAAGGUUUGUCUCUGCUGAGACUGGAAGCCAGGCGUGGUGACUUUUGAACUGGUCACAGCCAGGCUGACGAGGCCACACAUACCUGGGCUAGCCUUUGUUGGCCCCUUUUCCUCUAUGGAAAGCAGCUCAGGGAAACCCAGACAGUACCAGUGGCUGCCCCGGUGGCUUCCCUCUGAACCAAGCCCCAUUCACUUUCUAGCUGCCUAAGUCUUGGUUGAGUACAUGCCCUGCCGUUCUUCAGAAGUUAGGCCUCACACAGGACGAAGAGCUGGCCACCCUCUUCUUUACUCUCAGCUAAUGGUAUAAAUGGAUGGUCAGAAUUGAGAUGAAGGGUUUCUAAGAGAGAUAUACAUAAGAAUUGAUCCUUUAAUCUCUGCUGAAGUGAGGGAGUCUCUGGUUUCUAGGGCAGCUAGACCCUAUUUCAAAACAAAAAGUUGGCAUUUGUGAUCAGCUGUGAGAAACUACUCAGGUAGAAGCCUGUUUGUGAGCUUAGGAAUACUAUUGUUUGUGAAACUGGAGAAAACUGGAAAGUGUGCCAUUGUUUUGAGAUAACAACAGCAAUGUUACCUUGCUUUUAAAGAUAACAGGCCUUUGCUUCGUGCAAUACCCAAGCAACACUAUCAAAAUUCAUGCUUUGAAGCUGCCCAUCUGACCUUAGCCAUGGCAGCCCUGGAGGCAGAGUUUAGAAAUCAUGUGUUCUCUCCCUCUAGUGUUUUAUGAGUAAAAUGUUAGUUAUGCCAUGGAGGGAUUCUCCUGGGAGUCUCAUUCACACAUGAUGCCUGCUUCAAGUUUUUGUGGUGCUGGAUAGCUGAUCUGGGUUUCUUGGGAAGUCAGCAGAUGAAUUGUUCUGCAGGGGUUUGGGGAAGUUUUAUGGAGUGGGUGGACUGUGGUAUGGAAAGAGUUGUGGGGGGAGACAUGGAGUAUUGAGACUUCUGGUUCCGAAUCCCAUAGGGAGUGGCCAGUGGGAGACAUAGUGCCAUGUCUCCAGUUCCACGGUGACUUCACGCCAGUGUUAAUUGCCCCCUUCCCAAAUUGUCACCCUCUGUCUUUAUCCAAUAAUGUUCUCAUGCCGUCCUUGGUGCUUCACGUUACCCUGGAAAGAGAGCUCCAGAGCUUGCAUUUAAACUUCUGGGCAUCUCUGCUUCAAUGCCUUUCUAACCAGUGGCUCUUUUUCGUGUGCGGAAACAUAAACCAGUGCACAUCCCACAUACUGCCAAGAAGUGAAAGGGCUUCAUAAGGAAGAUGGGCACCAGGGAGGACCCUGGGCUUCCUCCUCGGACAUGAGCUUGCCACCUGGUCAUAUGCUCUGAAGGUUUCUUCUGUGACUGAGACUAGUAAACAUUUUAUUCCCUGCAGAGAUGAGCUGUCUGGCAUGGGGGUGACUUCAGUAGACAGGAGAGCCGACAUGAUGGCUUUAGCUCGUUCUCACUUGCCGUUUUCCAUCACUGAGGCAUUCACAGAGACAGUUACUUUAAAAGGCUGAAACACUUGGCUUUUACCAAAGAGGUGUAUCUGAUUUUGUUUUAGUUGGGCAAGGGCAGAACUGGAAUGCAUUUGCCCAAUUGACUUCAAGAAGUUUAACUACAUUCAUGUGAGGAAAAUGAUAGAAGUCUUUAAGGUAAUUCUUUAGGAUCCUGGGAAAUUCUCUCAGGUAAAGAAAGAUUACAGCAGAUGAGUAAUAUAUGUCUUGAGAGCUAUUUAUAAAAAUUGUAAGAGGAUCAUUUUGUUUCCAUUUAUUAAAAAGUUAAACUUUUUUACUUUGCAAAGAAAAUACUACAAACAUUUUUAUAGUCAUAACUGUUAAUUUUUUUAAAAAGACUUUUUUUUUUGGAAACAAUUAGCUGUAGCCAAAUUUUGUGGUUACAUUUUUGCUAUAGUGGAGUUUGAAUGCAAUCUGUGUGGUAAGUCUACUGUUUGUUUAUAAAGGUCUCUGACAUGGUUAGAUUUUGCUACCUUUUAAAAUAGUUAUUUUUCCCCAUUAGCCACAAAGCCAAUUAUGGAUUUGUAUUUGUGUUUUUCAAUGCUAAUUUUUCUAUGAAGCACCUGAAAUUGACUAGCCUUUUCCUAUGUAGAAAACUCAAACAUGUUAACUCUGUACUUUAAUAAAAUGUAAACUUGAAA